Messenger RNA from Caenorhabditis briggsae, 996 nucleotides. Lineage: Eukaryota; Metazoa; Nematoda; Chromadorea; Rhabditida; Rhabditidae. The transcript is spliced from 6 exons. Bases 1 to 996 code for a protein of 331 amino acids. The record is from RefSeq and is a predicted model, not a curated record.
AUGAGAUCGAAUUCGUCGUCGCGUCUCUGGGUUGGACCCUUGAUGCUUGUCAUCAUCAUUGCUCUUAUCUAUCUACUUUCAUUAAUGCCCACGACGCCUCCGCAUUUGGCUAACAAUGGAAUGAUGGUGAAUGAUGCACAUACAGAGUACGCAAUGAAGGGACAAGCACAAGUAGAUUGGCAGGAAAUUUAUAAGAAUCCUUCUUCUGAUGAAAUCAUCACCGGAUUCGAUCCAUGCAGACAUGGAGGAAUGACGAACGAAACCGAUGGAUCAUGUCUAUGUACUCGUUGGUAUACCGGAGAUAAAUGUGAAACGCCUGUCUGUAUGAACGAUGGAUAUUUCAAUUUCACUCUCGGAAGAUGUGUCUGCACUUCGAAUUGGGUCGGAGAGCACUGUAUCUUCCGAUGCAAUUCUGGAGUUGUAAACAAGACUUCUGGUCUCUGUGAAUGUCUUUUCGGACGCCCUUGUACAAUUCAAAAGUGUAUCAAUGGACACUUUUUCGACGGAAAAUGUGUAUGCUAUGAUGGUUUCACCGGACCUGCAUGCACAAUUUGUGAUGGUUCUGUACCAAGUAUGCAAUGUGAUGAAGUGAUCCGUAAAAGAGGAUCAGUUAAUUCUCGAUUGACGCUUUCUGGUCUUUCCUUUUGUAUCAUAACUAUUGGAUUACUGUGCGUCGGAGCUCAUCGUCGUAGAUCUGCUAUGAAUCCGGUGGCAGAAGAGACUUGGUACAGAGUAUUCCAUCCAAACAACAACAGACCAUUCAGAUGCAGACAUGACUAUAUGUGUGGAGGAUCAUGGGUUCCUAGGGAUCGAGCGUUGAUUGUAGCACCUGGAAGAGUUUCCAUGUCUAGUACUACACCAAGAGUACACCGUCUGGCAACUCCUCCUCCGAGUUAUACAUCAGUUGAUGAUCUAAAUACAACAGAAUCUCAAAAUCCACCAACUUAUGAAGAAGCGACACGAAUUGAAAUCGAGAGUGUGGUCGCAGAAAAAUAG